Messenger RNA from Erigeron canadensis, 1110 nucleotides. RefSeq lists its product as uncharacterized. Lineage: Eukaryota; Viridiplantae; Streptophyta; Magnoliopsida; Asterales; Asteraceae. The record is from RefSeq and is a predicted model, not a curated record. The transcript has 2 exons. The coding region runs from base 1 to 1110 and encodes 369 amino acids.
AUGGCUUCCGGUAUUUUGGAUAAUUCGAGCGACUCUCCUGACGAGUCAAACGAUAGCUCUAUGGAAUUCUUUGUUAACGCGUUACACUUUAUUGAAGAUACGGCAACUUCUAGUGCUCCUCAAACUCGACGGUAUACGGACCGGCGUCGGGAAAUUGGUCUUGAUACUCUUUUGAAUGAUUGGUUCGUUCAACAACCAAAAUACGAAGACGAUUACUUUCGAAAGAAGUUUCGAAUGGACAAGACCAUGUUUUUAGAUAUCGUGCGCGACAUUGAAGCAAACUUCCCGUAUUUCCAAGAACGUUACGAUGCAAGAGGAAGAAAAAGUUUUACGGCGAUACAAAAAUGCACAUCCGCCGUUAGGCAACUCGCGACGGGUAACGCACCAGACGAGUAUGACGAGUAUUUGUGCAUGGCAGCCAGAACCGCACGAGAGACCCUUGAUUAUUUUUGUGACGCCAUCAUUCGGUUGUAUAGCCGAGAGUACCUACGCAGGCCGACGUCACACGACGUUGCACACAUCUUCGAGGCCCACGAGCUUCGUCAUCAUAUGCCUGGGAUGCUUGGUAGCAUCGAUUGCACACAUGUCGAGUGGUCGGCAUGUCCUAGACGUUUGAGAGGGCAAUACACGAGGGCGCGUAACGGAACGGCUCCGGAUUCUUCAUUCCACGUGAAUGGGCGAGAUUAUAAACGUGGCUACUAUCUUAGUGAUGGGAUCUACAACAAGUGGUCAACACUUGUUAAAGCAUACCCGUAUCCAACCGACCCUAAGGAAAAAAGAUUCAAGAAAUUGCAAGAGGCGGCCAGAAAAGAUGUCGAGCGAGCUUUUGGUGUCCUCAAAGGUAAAUGGAAAAUUCUUCAACGACCUCUUCGACCUCUAACGAAAGACAAAAUUGGAAAGUAUGUUCAUACAUGUAUUAUCUUAUACAACAUGAUCAUUAAGAGGGACGGGAGGGCAAUCUCACCGGUCCAUAUAAUGGACCCGCCAGUGCAACUGGUGUUCGAUGAAAGUGUGUAUGCGGAGUUAAUUGACGAAGAAGUUCAUCAUCGCCUUCGAUAUGAUCUUACGGAGCACUUAUGGGCUCAAGAUUUGGCGUAUCUCGAUGAUUAG